Molecule: messenger RNA, 792 nt
Organism: Quercus robur (English oak)
Lineage: Eukaryota; Viridiplantae; Streptophyta; Magnoliopsida; Fagales; Fagaceae
Exons: 1
Coding region: 1-792 (263 amino acids)
Molecular function (GO): catalytic activity
Source: RefSeq, a predicted model, not a curated record
AUGAACUCCCUAGGAUGGAACUGCCGGGGGCUUGGGAACCCCUGGUCAGUUCGUGCAUUGCACGAUCUAGUGCGAUAUUUAGAUCCCAAAAUAGUCUUCCUUUCGGAGACUAAGGUCAGGCAGCGGAGAAUGGAAAGAAUAAAGGAAAGAAUCGGUCUUGCGAAUGGACUUUUUGUUCCGUGUCAAGGGCGCAGCGGUGGCUUGGCUCUUUUAUGGUCGAGGGAGAUAAAUCUGGAAAUUCAAAGCUACGGCAGCUACCACAUCGAUGCAGUUGUCACAGAGGAGAGCUCAAAUUUUAAAUGGAGGCUCACAGGUUUUUACGGUCACCCCCAAACUCACAUGAGGCAAAAAUCUUGGGAUUUACUGGCUUAUUUAAAGAGUCAAUCCCAGCUCCCUUGGUUUUGCUAUGGAGAUUUCAAUGAAAUUCUAUCAAUGGAAGAAAAAUCAGGUGGAGUGGCAAGAUGUCAAAGUCAGAUGGAUAAAUUUCGGGGCGUGGUUAAUCUUUGUGGUUUCAAGGACCUGGGUUACUUGGGGACAGACUUUACUUGGUGCAAUAUGCAGUCUGGUGACAACAGAAUGUAUUUGAGGCUAGACAGGGCUUUUGCAACUAGUGAUUGGAUUGAUAAGUUUGGUGAGGUAAGAGUUAACCACCUGGUGGAUUCCACUUCAGAUCAUUGUGUUAUGUUCGUUGCAGACUCCAGAAUUCCAAAACAGCCUCGCGCAAGGCGUUUUCACUUUGAGGCCAUGUGGACGAAAAAUGAAGCAUGCACAGAUAUUAUUGAGUCGGCCUAG